AUGUAUUUGAUUGGCAGGGAUAGAUAUGAAUGGAUGACUAAAAGGAUGAAUGUAGCUAGCAUUUGCCCUUAUGAAUUAUCAUUGCACAACCACCCUGGCAAUGGGAGAUGGGGUGCAUUUGAUGCACACCUCCUAGUGAAGUGUGAUGACCACUGGAUCAUGUCGCCAAACACUGACUAUGUUCCCCAACCCUUCAUCUUUGAUGGAGAAACAAUCACACCCCUACAUGAUGGAUGGUUCAGCCAUAUAGACUGUUUUCAAUGGCCACAGCUGUUUGCAGAACACUACACAUGGAGUCCAUGUGUCCCCUGGAAAGUGGCCUAUGGAGACAACCCAACAUGGAAGUGGCUGUGGUGGAACAUUACCCAGUCAGCAGAGGAUUUUGUGCUGGAAAGAGGGUCUGCCUUCAAAGUUGGAAGGAUUCAUGCUGACAAGUGGAAGUCAAUGGAGACUAUUGCUAAAGAAGCACCCCCACUACAAAGGUCCUCUGAGACCCAAUUUGUGGCUGGGGUCAUGUUGCAACUCCCAUUUACAUUUCAAGACACAGUCAUAUUGGUUGCUUUUUGUCAAUGCCUCCUCCUAGACAUCUUUGGCAUGCUAGAAUAUCUGGACACAGACCUUGACCCUGCUAUGGGCACUUUUGUUGAUUCAUUUGACUGCUGGAUCAGGGCAUUCAUGACAGACCCCAACAUUUGCCAGUGCCUUUUCGAAAUAUGUGUGCCUGUCUGGAUGGUCUGGAAACCUGAUCAUGUACCCCCAGACAUGCAAGUGUUGAAAACUGUCGAGAUUACAUGCCCUCAUGACAUAGUCACAGAUCCUGAGGUUUUUGAGGUUGGGCAGAUGCUGAAAUGGCACAGUGCCUGGUACCACCCUGCAAUUGGGCUUGAGCAAUUUGCAGCUCCCUGGCUGGAACCACUGCGCACCAGCAGUGGUGUGGCCUCCACUCCCACAAGCAUGGGUCCCACAGCUUCCAAUGCUGCAAGUUCCAGCAGUGCAAGUUCAAGUACAGGAGCUGUUAGGAUGGGCAGGGCUCAACAAUGUAAUCAGCCAUAUCCCCCUGUGGGCUUGAGAGGAGCCAAGCAAUUGGUUGUUCUGAAUCCUGAACUGUGGGAAGACCUUCAUGAUCCAGCUAUUCCCCCUACUAUGUCUGCAUGGCAUGCUGCCCUGAAGGACAUGAAUAAGGAUGCAAAAAGGCCCAAGUCUGUUUGUGAGGGGCAAGUCCUCCAAUUGCCAGCAGAGGUACCUGAGGAAUUGGCUAGUCUCUUGAGCAGUCCCAAGCUCAUCAGCCUCCAACACGACAUACCUAGCCAUAUGAUGAAAAGCAAGAUUUUAUGGGAUUUAUAUGAACACAACUUGCAGUUUGAGUUGGUUGCUCUUGACCAUGCAAUGAUGCCUAGCUUGUGGUCAAAUCAGGAUUCAGAGUGGCUCGAUCAUGUCUGGCAGAUUUUCCCUGGUGAUUUGGAACUCACCAUGUGUGCUGAGCCUUUCCCUCAGCAAAAUCAAGGCCUUGGCUUGUCUGACUUUCAAUCGAAAUGGGAGUAUGUAGAGAAGCUCUGGGUGUUACUUGCUGUAUGGCCAGGAUGCCCCUCAGACUUGGCAGAGCCAAUUAUGCCAUUAGCAUCAUCGUCACAUGUCUGGGCAAUGGAAAAGAAGUUGGCUAUAUUUUAUGUACAGUCGUUCUUUGAUACUUUUGGUUGUCCGUCCCUUCUUCCCCACCUUAUUCCAACUGCACUGCGUGGUUAUGGUUCAAAUAGUCAGUAA
Messenger RNA from Pisolithus orientalis, 1761 nucleotides. RefSeq lists its product as uncharacterized. Lineage: Eukaryota; Fungi; Basidiomycota; Agaricomycetes; Boletales; Pisolithaceae. The record is from RefSeq and is a predicted model, not a curated record. The coding region runs from base 1 to 1761 and encodes 586 amino acids. The transcript is spliced from 12 exons.